CCCUCGUCGAGUGAGGUUGUCCGUAGCUUAAUUUUAAAAUCCGCGCGCGUUAAGCACAUUUAAAUAUUUUAUGACAAUUUUUUAAAUAAACAAUAACAUUGUCAAUCGUGUGUUUUAGUUAUUUGAAUUUUCUUCUUUUUUUUUUUGACAAAAAAUUUUAAGUACAUAGUUAGAUUAUUAUUAUAAUCUAAAGUUAUAUAAUUUUUUUUUAAAUUCUGUGUUGGUUUUUUUUUAAAUUGUCAAAUUUUUUGUUUGAUAAAACUUGUCGAUUAUUAUUGGAUAAAUGACAAAAUAACAAAAAAAAAAAAAAAAAAACAGAAUAAUGUUUGGACAGUGACAGUCAAUGGAAUAAAAUACAUAUACCAAAAAGUUGAUAAGCGUAUUGAUGAAAAUAUAUUUGUGUUGUGAAUCUAUGGUUCGUUUGAAAAUAAAAAAUUUUAAUUUUUUUUCGCACUGACGAAAGAUUGACACGCGCCACUGAGUGACACGUGAAGUUGUUCGAUCGAUCCACGGGCUACGUGACGCGCCCGUUUGGACACUCGUUAACUUAUCAAUUAUUUUAUUUAUUUAUAAUAAAGUUUUAAUUUUUUUAUAUUUAUUUUGAAUAUGAUUGAUAAUCCCCUUGUUCAAGUUGACACAUGAUUUAUAUAUUUUUAUCCACCAAAUAGUUAUGGAAAGAUACUCUUUAUUUAUAAUUUUAUUUUUUGUUAUAUCUUCAAAUAAAUUAUACAACGAAUUUACAAAAAAGUUAUAUUCAACGAGUGAUUUUAUUGUUGAAAAAGUGAAUUGCAGUUGUCAGGAUACAGUGCAUUGAAUUUUGAGGUUUGUCAAGGCUGUGUGACAUUAAUGACAAGUCAAUGCUCCGUUUGAAAUUUUAUGAAUAUAUUUAUAUAUACUUUUAUUUUUAAUUCAUUUGUACAUUAUUUACUGGUGACAGUUUCAACGAUUUUACUGGUUUGUUGGUUGAAAUAAUAAAUAAAAGAAAAAAAAAAACGAUUGUAUGAAAUAAAAUUUAAAAAAUGCUGGUGCCUGGUUUAUAGUGACGGGAGGAAAAUACAUAUAGUCCAGAAACAUCGAGGACUGACUCCAGUUUCCUGAUUAAAACCGGCUAUGGUGCGCGCAACCAUUCGAAACGAGUAAAACGACAAAAAAUAAAUAAAUCAAAAGUCAAAUAGAGAAAUAAAAAAAAAAAUAAAUAAUUAAAAAAAAAAAAAAUUUAUAAAUAAAUGUGUCGUUCUGUGUGUGCAGAAUAACGAUAAACGUCCUCGUGUUGCAUCGACCAGUGCUCAUCGAAAAAUAAAAGAAAUAAAAUAGUUUUUUUUUUUUUUUAUUUUUUCCAUAAAAAGAAGAUAUAAAAAAAAAUAAAUCCAACUUUUGUGACGUCAAUUUUGUCCGUCGGGUCACAACGUUAUCGAAUUUCGGAAACGCCCACGCGUAAAUCUCUUUUUUUUUUUUUUUUGAAAUCAAUGUCUCAUUGCUUUAAACUCGAAGAGGCGUUUGAUUGACAAAAAAAAAAUAAAUAUACUGUGUAGUGUAAAUGAGUGUUUUAGUGUGUGUUUGUUGUAUAAUAUAUAAGUUAAGUGUCGAUGUACUCGUGAAAUAGAUUUAUGCAAAUACCAAAAAAAUUCAUAAUGGAACAAUUUUGCAAAAACACCGGUUCAUCGAGGGACUCAAUCAAAAUGAUUCUUUACACAUUAUUUAUUCUCUGGAUAUCAACAACUGUCAAUGGCGAAGUGAGCCAGCAGUAUUUCCGAGUAAGGCCUGUAAAUAGUUCAGUUCAAGAGGGUGGUACAGUGACCAUACCAUGUGUCGUUGCAAAUAGAAUGGGCAUAGUUCAAUGGGUCAAGGACGGUUUUGCUUUUGUCGUCCAGACUGGUGGUGGAAUUGUUGGAUAUCCAAGACUACGACUUGAUGGUGAUCAAAAUUCAGGUGUUUAUAAUUUAAGCAUUAAAGAUGCAUCAUUAAUGGACGAUGGCGAGUAUCAGUGUCAAGUUGGACCCUAUGGAAAAUCAAAAGCAAUUCGUGCAAAUGCUCAUCUCAUUGUUAUCUCACCACCACAAAAAGUUGAGAUAAGUAGUCAUCCAAAUCAGGGUAAAAUUGAAUUAAAUGUUGGUGAAUCAAGAAGUUUAGAGUGUACAAUAAGUAUGGCUAAACCAGCAGCAACAAUUGUGUGGUAUCGUGGAAAUUUUCAAAUAAAAGGAGGUGAUAUGACUAUAACACCAGUCUCAAUUGACGACGAUAAAAAUUCACCGAAUCCAAGUGAAUUGAGAAGAAAAUUACAAAAAUAUGAUACUAAAAGUUCAAUAACAAUAAUACCAACAGUAGAUGAUGAUGGAACUGAUUAUGCAUGUGAAGCAAGACAUCCAGCAAUACCAAUUGAUCAACCAAUGAGAGCAACUGUAAAACUUUCAGUAUUUUACCCACCUGGUGCACCAUACAUUGAAGGUUAUACAGAAGGUGAAGAAAUAAGAAGAGGUCAAAAAGUUGAUCUAGUUUGUAAAUCACGAGGUGGUAAUCCACCAGCUCAAGUUGUUUGGUUUAGAAAUGAUGAGGUGAAAAGUAAUAUUUAUCGUACAUCAAAUAGUCUAUCUGAAAAUGUAUUAUCAUUUAUCGCACAAUCAGAAGAUGAUAAAGCAAGAUAUAAAUGUGAAGUAUCAAAUAUCAUGAGUGUGACACCAAUGAAAGUUCAUGUUGACUUAUCAGUAUUGUUCCGUCCAGAAACUGUAUCAAUUGUUGGUCCAUUUGAAGCUAAAGCUGAAGAAAAAGUAACUGUAACAUGUACAACUGAUAAUUCAAAUCCAGCAUCAGAUAUUAAAUGGAUUGUUGGUGGUAUUGAAUUUAAUAAUAGCAAUUCAAGAACUUAUUUAGCUCCUCAGGGUGGCUCAAUAACAACGUCAAAUAUAACAUUCAGUAUAAAUCGUGAUGCACGUAAUGUUGUUGUUAUUUGUCAAGCUAAAAAUGCUAAACUUGCUGAAUAUACUAUGAAAACACAUACCAUUGAUGUUAUAUAUCCCCCGGCGAGUCUAGCCAUUACGGGCUAUGAGGAAAAUACACACAUUGAUGCGGGCACAGUACUCAAGUUACUUUGUACAGCAACUGCUGGUAAUCCUCUUGCCAACGUGACCUGGUAUAAAAAUGAUAAAGAGAUAAUUGGAAUUGUCAGAACUCAAGAUCAUGUUGUUUCAAAUGAACUUGAAAUAUUGGUUAAUGCAUCAGACAAUGGUGCACAUAUGAGAUGUGAUGGUGUUAAUUCUGCAACAAGUAUUCCAUUGAGUCAAAAAGUUGUACUAAGAGUUAAUUUUCCACCAGCACAAGUUAAAAUAAGCCGUGAACCAAAAGAAUUUCGUUCUGGUAAAAUUGGUAAAAUAAUAUGUGAAUCAAGUAGUAGUAAUCCACCAGCUGAAAUGUCAUGGUGGAAAGGUGGUAUUGCUGUUGAAGGUACUAAAAAUUCAAGUAGACUUGGUCUUCAUGGUGGCUGGGUAUCAACUGUUGAACUUCAGCUACAAUUUACUGAAGAAAUGAAUGAUGAAGUUUAUACUUGUGAAGCAAGAAAUUCAAAAAUGCAACGUUCAACUCAUGAUGCAACGAGUCUCAAUAUUUUAUAUAAACCAGUAUUCACAUCAGUGGAUUCAAGUGAAUUAGUUGGAAUGGAGGGUGAACCAUAUGUUAUAUCAGUAUCAGCAAAGGGUAAUCCAUCGAAUAUAAAUUAUGUAUGGUCUCGUGAUGGUUUGCCAGUUAGUAGAGACAAUUCAAGAGUAAGAACACAUGAUUCAACAUUAAACAUCACUCGACUACAUCGUAAUGAUGCAGGAACGUAUAAUUGUCAAGCUACGAACAAAGAAGGCUCAUCAUUUUAUCAACUCAACUUAACAGUACAAUAUGCUGCUGAAAUAAAACGUACAUCUGAAUCUGGUAUUGUUUAUCCAGCUGACAAUGAUGCAAAAUUAUUUUGUGAACUUGAUGGUAGUCCAAUUGGUGAUGAAUAUGUAACAUGGCAUAAAGUUGGAUCAAAUACUGAAUUAAAAAAUCGUUAUUCAACAACAUUUGCUAAUAAAACAUCAUAUCUUCAUAUUAAAAAUCCAAAUGAAGAAGAUGUUGGUGAAUAUCAAUGUAAUGUUAAUAAUGGAAUUGGAAAUGUAACAUCAAAACCAAUUUUAUUCAUAACAAAUUUUAAACCACAAAUGAUAAAUACAGAAUUAACUAAAAAAGCAGCAGCAAAUGAUGGCUCAAGUGUAAAACUUUAUUGCAAAGCACGUGGUUCACCAUUACCAAAAUUUACAUGGCAAUAUGGUGAAAAGACCUUAUUACCAAAUCAAACAUCUAAUAAAUAUGAAAUAUCACGUCAGGAAUUAUCAAAGCUUGAGGUAUUAUCAACAUUAACAAUAGAUCAUGUAACACAACGUGAUUAUGGAAAAUAUUAUUGUCGCGCACAAAAUACUAUGGGACAAUUAUCAGAUACAGUACAUCUCGAUGUAACAUCACCACCAGAUCAACCAACAGAUCUUAAAUUUUACAAUGUAACACAUGACAGUGUUACAUUAAUAUGGAAAAGAGGUUUUGAUGGUGGUUUACCAACAUCACAUCGCAUACGUUGGCGUCAAGCACUUGAUGAUUUAGAUAAUUAUUAUUAUCUUGACAUACCACCAAAUGAUUAUACUGCAACAAUAACUGGUCUUAAUCUUGGCACGUAUUAUGUUUUUAGUAUAAUGGCUAAAAAUUAUAAGGGAGAAAGUCGUUAUAGACCAGAUACCCUCAAAGUACAAACACUACGGCCCAAUAAUGGUUCAAGUCAACACGAAGUACUUUUGGAAAAAAAUGAUUAUUCAAUGAAUUAUGUCUAUACUAUCGCAGCAACGUCAAUCAUCUUUUUUAUUAUUAAUUUAUUCAUCAUGUUAUGGUACAUUGUACGAAAGAAAAAUAAGGAUCGCAUCAACAAGUCACAAACAGCUGAUAUGUAUGCACCAUCAACAGUAAAUGGGGACACGAUGACUGGUGAAUUGAGUUCAGUUUCAGACGAGAAGAGUGAUGUUAAUUUCGACGCAAAUGAUUACGUGGAUGAAGGGAGGAAAACGGCAGCAAGUACAUAUUUAAUUGAUCAAAGUAUACAAGAUUUUGGUAAAAGUGGUCUUGAGAUGCAGGUUCAUCAUCAAGGUACUCUUGGAAGACGUGGUAAUCACUUACCAAGUGUAAUGCCAUUGGAUUCACCUCCACAACGUACAACAGCCGGUGGAACACUCUCGGUAUCGAAAUCGAGUUACAUUGGAAAUCCAAGUCCAGCACCACCGAGCGAAGUAAAUGUAAAUUUUUACACUUUAGAGAUGGACAGUGGCCGUUAUACUGGAUAUGAAGCAAAUCCAAGUCCUGUAUCAGUUAUGAAUGAUACAGGUCCAGGAAUAUAUUAUCCAUCACUUGGUAGUGGUAUUCACACAAAUCAAUUAAUUCAUAAUAGUGGAACAUUAACAAGAAAUAGAACAUUACCAAGACCAGUACCACCACCAGAUGUUUGCAGUGUUAUGACUGCCGGUACAAAAUCACCAAUACCUCCCUCAGUACCACCACCUCCAAAAAUUGGUGCAAGAACAGGACCAAUACCUGUACAUUCACAUGGACAUCCAUUAUCAACUUUUACAUCAACACCAAGUUAUUCAGAUAUUGAUGGGCAUCUUGUCUGAGACAUGCCAAAUGUAUCGGUGAUACAUGUCGGACAACAACAACAGCAUCAUCAUCAUCAUCACCAUCAUCAUCAUCAUUCACCAUCUACUAUUAUUGUUGCUUCUUCAUCACCGAGACUAAAUCAACUUAAAACUCAUUCUGAGCAUGUUACAAGACUUUAAAAUGUGUUGUUUUUUAUUUUUAACAUAAAAAAAAAACUAUUUAUUCUUAAUUUAAUUGAGAAAAAAAUAUAUACGUGUAAUAUAUAAAAUGGCAGUGGAGUCUUUCUGACAAUGGUUGAAUGAUAUAAGAAAAAAAAAAAAGAUGAGACAUUUAAAAUAUCAUUCGAGAUAUUAGUGUAAAUAUAAUGUAAUGAAUUAAUUUCCUAUUAGAAUUUAAUUAAUUAUUUUAUAAUUGUUAAUGAAAUUUCAAAUAACUAAACUUUAAAAAAAAGUAUAUAUAUGUUUACAAUCUUUUCUUUUUAUUGACUGUUUUUAUUUGUUUUUUUUUUAUUGCUGCCUAGUAAUGAAGUCAAUAAGCAAGUUGGUAAAAAAUAUUAAUGAGCUGUGUGUGUAGAUGGAAAUAAACCCCAUUAUACGAGCAACUGAUUCUCGUAAUUUUUCAACGAAAGGACUUAUUUUGAUAACAUAAUCAAGUUAAAUUUAAUUGUCAAGAUUGGUGAUAUUAUCUUUGAAUUUAAUGAUAAUCAUAAAAGACAUUAAUUUAUAAGUUUAAAUUUUAAUUUGUUUUAAUUUAAAUUUUGUUUUUUCUUUUUACACGUAAUAAUUUUAAUUUUAUACUGUCCUUUUAUGGAAAUUUACGAUCAGUCUUGAGUAAUAGACAGAAUGUUGAUACGUGAUUUAAGUGUUUUUUAAUUAUUUUAUUUUUUAAUUGAGCUUUAGUUAUUGUAAAUAAUUAUUAUGACAUUUUUUUCAGUAUGUCUUUUUUUUAUGUCUCAAGUGUGUAAAAAAAGUUUAAAAGAAAAUAUGUUAUUGCAACGGAUCAUAUGAGGGUUUCACUCUGAUAAGCGCAUUAUUAUAGUAAAUUACAGAUAAAAAAAAAAUUUAAAUAUAUAUAAACAAUGACUAAUUCUUGUGGUAAAAUAUUUGAAUAUUAAAAUAAUUUUUUCGAAAGUCUAAAUUAAUUUUAAAUUCAUUUUUUCUUUCAUUUUUUUUUUGUCAAUUUCUAAUAAAAUUACAUUCUUAAAAGUCCUAUAUUUUUUAAAAAUUAAUAGCAAAUAUAUAGGAUCUAAUGAAAUUUAAAAAAACAUAAUUAAAUUAUCGGUGGAUGUAAAAUUUCUAAGAAACUUUUGAGCAUUGAAAACACACAAAAUCUUUAAUGUGAUUGAAAAAAAAAAGAAGCCAAAAAGAAUCAUUAAUAAAUUGAAUAAAAAAAAAAAAAAAAAGAACCAUUCUUGAAAGUAGAAAAAGUACUUAGUGUUGAACGAGGUAUAAGAAUAUAUAUAAAAAUCGAAAGAAAAAAAAAAAAAAGCAAAGCCAUUCAAACAGAGUGGCUCGUAACAGCUGUAAAAACUCGUCGUUACAACCAAUGUGUGUUUUCAUUCUCAAAGGUAUCGAUGGAAAAUUUUAAUGAAGUAAAAGAAAAAAAAAUAAAAGUGGUAGAAAUUUAUAAAAAAAAAAAUAUAAAAAGAAGAGAAAAGAAAGAAUAAUAAAAAUUGAAUGAAAGAAAAAAAAAUUUACCUAGCAUAUGCCAAUUGUUAUUUGAUUAUUACAAUUAUUUGUUAAUUGUAGAAUUCUACACAGGCUUAUUGAAACGUGUACUGUUAAAAUACUGUUGUGUGUAUGUGUGAAUGCCGCACUGUUCGGCUGAGACUGAUGAUUUAUUUAAAAAAAAAAAAAACAUUAAACCGAAUAAUACGAAAAGAAAAUAUAUAAAAAAAUUAAAUACAUAUAUAUAUAUAUUAAAAAAAAAAUAUUAAAAAAAUUUCACGUAUGCUCAAUUAGAGAACAUGUUCACGCAUAAUUAAGAGUUCUAUUUACAUAUACAUGUUUUAUAUUUGUAAUUGAAAAAAUAAUAAAAAACAAAAAAAAAAAAAAAAACACAAUUUAAAAACAUCUAUUAUAAUUAAUAUUAAUGUGAAAAAGAAUGGGUAUAAAAUUAUUUAAAAAAUUAUUGGAGAAUUUUUAAAAAUUGAUAGAAUAUGUUAUCUCCAAAGUAUUUGCUCAUCAAAGUGCUAGACAUGUUAAGACGGACAGAUAUUUCGUCCAAAAAUAAAAUUUUAAAAAAAUUAAAAAUGGUACCUUGGAGAUGGACAUACCAUCUUGGCACGAUAUUUCAUAUUUUACAUAAAAAUAAUAACAAAAAUUAAAAAAAAAAUAUAUUUAAAUAAUAAAUGAAAUCAUUUAAAUAGUAUUUCAUAAAUUUCGUUGAUUAUUCUAAGGCAUAGUCAAUCCUAAUUAUACAAUCAUUAAGGUAUGAUGAAUAAAUGCGAUAAAAAAUUUAAAAAAAUGAAUGAAGUAUAUUUAAUAAGUACACAUACACAAACAUACACAAUGGACGAUAAAAUAAAAAUUAAUAAAACUAAUCAUUAAAUCAUUGUAAAUAUUGUAUAUAAAAAACAAAAAAAAAAAAAAAAGAGAGAGAAAAAAAUAAACAAAUUUAGAUAGAUAUGAAAAAUUUGAAGUAAAAAUGAAAAAAAAAAAAUGAAAUAAUAAUAAUAACGAAUUAUAAUAUCAAUACUACAAAGAAUGAAAAAUAAUUAUGAUUUUGUAAAUUUAAAUUUGAAUGUGUCCGGUAUGAUGACUUUAAAAAAAUUAUUAUUUUUUAUUAAUUAAAUACUCACUGAUGGUGGUGGUAUCACAAUACUGAAAAAUAAAUAAUAAUUUUUUUGUAAAUUAUAACUAUAAUUGCACCCACAAGACAAAGAAAAGAAAAAUUUCAAUUAAAAAAAAAAAAAACGUGAUUAACUCUUGGUCUUUCGAUUGAAUUGUAUAUUUAAAAAAAAUUUCUUUCAAUGGAUUGCAGUCUGUUGCUCAAAUAAAUGUACGUAAACUGGUUCGUUAAUGUAAUUGAUUUAAGAAAAAAAAAAAAAAAGAAAAAAACACUGGCACAAAUAGAUUAUUAUUAUUUAAAAAUCAAAUGAAUAAAAUUCAUUUGUAUUUUUUAAUUGAUUUGUUAUUUUUUUUUGACACAAUAUUUAAUUGCAAAUGGUGUAUGCUGCUUCCAUUUAUGUGCCAACAAACAACAAAUAAUAAUUGUAUUUUUUUUUUUUUUUUUCUUUGAUAAAUAACAUUAUUAAAAAUUUUAAUGAUAAUAAUAAUAAUUAUUAUUAUCAUAUUGUUAUAAAAACAAAGUUGCGAGAGAUAAAAUAAUAAUUUAAAAAAAAAAAAAAAUCAUAUGAUAAAAAACUCAUCUUUAAGUGUUAAGUGUGUACAAAGAUAAAUCAUCGAGAGCAAAUAAUUAUCAUUGUUUUUUAGUACAACACGUUGAUAAAGCUCUUUUGAUUGUACCGAUGUAUUUGUAAUAAUUUAAAAUUAAUUUUUAUCCUCAUCCAUUUGACCCAUACAUUCAUCGGUAUAUUUAUAAAAAUAUAUACUAUAAUUAUUGUAAAUAUAUAUAGUAUUUUUACAUUCUACUUCUAAAUUCCAUUUUCGAUUCUAAAUGGUAUAUGAAAACAAAAAAAACAAACAAAAAUCUGUGUGCUUCGCCUGUCAUCUCUGUAUCACUAGACAAUCUCAAAUAAUUUAUUAUCAGCCAAAUGAUUUUUUUAUUUCUUUUUUUUUAUUUAUAUAAUAAUUAUCAAAGCAUCAAUGAACUGAAAAACAAUUGCCCAAUUUUGAUAAAUAUUUAAUUUAAAUCAGGCUUAAAAAAAAACAUAGUUAAUUUAUAAUUUUUUUAAACAACUGCCAAUUUAAUCCUGCCUUUUUAUAUUAAGGAAUAUUUAAAACAAAAAAAAUUAAAGACAUGAUAUGUAAUUUGACAUUUUUUAAUGUUUCAUUGGAUGUAAAAUUUUGCCUACGCGUGUAUAAAGUAGUAAAUUUAUUAAUUAGUAAAUAGAAAAAAGAUAUAAAUAAAUAAAAAAAAAAAAAAACAAAUCCAAUGUUAAGCUUUAAAAGUUUUAUGUGUGCAUGGAGACAGAGUGAAGCUCAUCAGACUAGUCCUUAAUAAUUUAAAACCAAAG
This is a messenger RNA of Aphidius gifuensis, 9793 nucleotides long. It is a transcript of the gene sns, whose product is annotated as nephrin-like. The record is from RefSeq and is a predicted model, not a curated record. The coding region runs from base 1608 to 5672 and encodes 1354 amino acids. NCBI's taxonomy places the organism in Eukaryota, Metazoa, Arthropoda, Insecta, Hymenoptera, Braconidae. Gene Ontology annotation, cellular component: cell-cell junction. The transcript has 17 exons. Gene Ontology annotation, molecular function: cell adhesion molecule binding. Gene Ontology annotation, biological process: cell-cell adhesion.